GAAUUAGUAUUUUUUAAUGUGUCUUCUUAGUUUUCUAUGGCCGAAAUAUAAAUUUAUCCAUUUUGCAUUCAUAUACAUGCUUCACGGAAAUAUUUAGGUCUACGAGGGCUUAUGCUCGCUGCCCUGCUGGCCGGCUUAAUGAGUACACUUACUUCAAUACUGAACAGCGCUAGCUCCAUCAUGACCCUCGAUAUCUGGCACCAGUUUCGUAAAAAGGCCUCUCAGCAUGAGUUGAUGAUUGUUGGAAGAGUUACCGUCCUUAUUCUCGUUGGACUCAGUAUCCUGUGGUUACCGAUUUUACAGCAGACCCAGGGAGGGCGAUUCUGGUUUUAUAUCCAGUCUGUGAGAUCAUAUCUUGUACCUCCUCUGUGUAUGAUGUUUCUUUUGGGUUUGUUCUGGAAAAGGACCACAGAACAGGGAGUGUUUUGGGGACUGAUGCUAAGCAUAGUAGUGGGUUUUGUACGCAUGGUCCUAGAUUUUACUUUUCCAGCACCUGCAUGUGGCAGUGAUGAUGUAGACCCCAGACCAGAAAUCAUCUCAAAAGUGGAUUUUCUGCAUUUUGCAACACUUUUAGCGAUAUUUGCAACGAUUGCUAUGGUUGUCAUCAGUUUGUUUACGCAACCUCGCCCUGCAAAUAAGCUCCAUCGUCUAACAUGGUGGACAAGGAAUGAUGAUGUACAACCAGAACUGACAGAUGACGAGGAUGAAGAUGUUCACAUCUCUGUUCACUUGAAGGAAGAAGACUCCAAACCUAUGGAGAUUCAGGAGAACCAGAAACUGACAUCUGAUGAGAGUGGUUUUAGAAGACUCGCGACCCUUUGUAAGAAUUGGGUCUGCGGAAUUGAUGAGGAUGCUAAACACACCAUGACUCGAGAGGAGAUAAAAGAAUUAAGACAGAGGAUGACGUCAUUAGAGGAGGCCUCGCGGUGGAGGAAAAUUUUAAACAUUUCUGCCGUAAUCAUUGGUGUCUUUACCGUUUUCUUACUAAUAUUUUUUCGCUAGAUAGUACUGCAAAUAUGAUUUGGAGAUUCUUACCG
Messenger RNA from Saccostrea cuccullata (small rock oyster), 1037 nucleotides. RefSeq names its product sodium/glucose cotransporter 4-like. The transcript has 4 exons. The record is from RefSeq and is a predicted model, not a curated record. Gene Ontology annotation, cellular component: plasma membrane. Gene Ontology annotation, molecular function: D-glucose:sodium symporter activity. Gene Ontology annotation, biological process: transmembrane transport. Bases 112 to 1002 code for a protein of 296 amino acids. Lineage: Eukaryota; Metazoa; Mollusca; Bivalvia; Ostreida; Ostreidae.